Messenger RNA from Sebastes umbrosus (honeycomb rockfish), 5109 nucleotides. RefSeq names its product E3 ubiquitin-protein ligase RNF123. The record is from RefSeq and is a predicted model, not a curated record. Gene Ontology annotation, molecular function: protein binding; ubiquitin-protein transferase activity. NCBI's taxonomy places the organism in Eukaryota, Metazoa, Chordata, Actinopteri, Perciformes, Sebastidae. Gene Ontology annotation, cellular component: cytoplasm.
ACUGUAGUAGUUCACUUCUAAGAUAACGAAAACACAACAUUUCUUCUUCCAUGUGAUUAAACACUAAAGAAUGCAUACUUAUUAAUACAGAGCCCCGUCUUUGUUACCCACUGUUCCUUUAACUAAAGGAGCUGAGCUCUACUUCCACCAGAUGUCUCCUUUUUCUCUCGCAUUUUGCCAAGCGAAACUUCUUAUUUUGUACCAUGUGGCGCACCGUAACGUGAGAGGCGUUGACUGUUCUGGGAGAAUUGAGUCUUUUCCUCCCGACAGCUGCCUGGAGAACAGCUGAUCUUCAGUAUUGUGAAUAACAGCAACCAGGAGCGGACUACAGUUGCAGGAGAGGCCCGGUUAAAGCAGUGUUCGGUCCAGGUGUCCAGGUGUCCAGGUGACUCCAGUCAGACAGUAUGAGCUCGAAAGGAGGCGGCACUGCUCUGACCCGCCGUAACUACAGACUGGCUUCAGACACUGACAAACCCAAAGCCACAGGUAUCGUGAACGAGAAGUUGCUGAGUGACUACCUGCACCAUGUUUUUCCUUCCACUAAACAGGGACCUGUACUGGCCUCCCUCAGGAAGCCUCUUGGUUUCCAGGAUCUUGGUGCUCAUCUGGAGAGAUUGUUGUCUGAGGGAGAACCCGCUGAGGACAGUAGAGAUCAGCCUGUUGAAGGGCGUUUGGGCCCUCAGCCAGUCGUCCUGGAUCACACCAGCGGCUUUGAAGGACUUCUGUUUGUAGAUGAUGACCUGCUGGGGGUCAUCGGCCACAGCAACUUCAGCUCCAUCAGAGCCACCACAUGUGUUUAUAAAGGGAAAUGGGCCUACGAGGCUAUCUCCUCCCAAGGUCUGAUGCAGAUCGGGUGGUGCACUCUCAACUGUCGCUUCAACCAGGAGGAGGGUGUGGGCGACACUCCGGACUCUUACGCCUACGAUGGGAACAGAGUGAGGAAGUGGAACGUGACGACCACUAACUAUGGAAAGUCGUGGGCGGCCGGAGACAUCGUCAGCUGUUUGAUCGACCUGGACGAGGGAGCCAUCACGUUCUGCUUGAACGGUCAGUCUCUGGGCACGGCGUUCACCAACAUUAAGAUGGGUCCGGGCGUCGCUUACUUUCCCGCCAUCAGCCUCUCCUUUAAAGAGUCGGUGGCUUUCAACUUUGGCAGCAGACCUCUCAGGUAUCCUGUAGACGGCUACCUGCCCCUCCAGAACCCCCCAGCUACAGACCUGAUGAAAGCUCACAAACUGCUGGGCUACAUCAAGAACGUCCUCGCCACUGCCAUCGAUGCACAGGAGGAGAGGCUGGUGGAGAAGGACUGUGCUGUGUGGAGGCUUCACGGAGAACCUACAGUCCUCAUCACUCUGGCUCACAUCUUCAACCACUUCGCUCCACUCAUGUGUAAAGUGUACCUGGUGGAAGACGUGCUGAUGAACUUCCUGUUGGGCAUUCUGGAGGGAGGAGGUUCAGUAGAUGAACACCCGCUCAUACAGCAGCUUCUGGAUCUCUUCUGGCUGCUGAUGGAGGACUAUGAAGUGAACGAGUGUCUGAAGCAGCUGAUGAUGUCCCUGCUGAGGGCCUACCGCUUCUCCCCCAUCAUCCCCGACCUGGGCUUCCAGAUCCACUACCUGCCGUCUCCACGGGCCAUCCUGCACCACGAGAAGUCCAGGAAGGUCCUUCUCCAUAAUUUCACGUUUGAUGUUCUGCGUUCAGUUGUGUUUUUUUACAUCAAGACUCCUCUGAGAGUGAAGGAAGCGGGGCUCGAGGAGCUCAUCCCAACCACCUGGUGGCCCACGCACUUCGACAAGGAGGGGAAAGAUGAGCAGGAGCCCAAAGAUGAAAGUGCAGAUGAACGACUGAGACGGAGAGCGUACGAGAGAGGCUGUCAGAGACUGAAGAAGAGGAUCGAAGUGGUAGAAGAGUUGCAGGUUCAGAUCCUGAAGUUGCUGCUCAAUAACAAAGACAAAACUACGGGAGAAGCCUCACGCUACAUUUUCCUCAAUAAGUUCAGGAAGUUUCUCCAAGAAAAUGCCAGCAACAGAGGGCACCCUACAGCUCUGUGCCCUCCUGAGUACAUGGUGUGUUUCCUCCACCGCCUCAUAACGGCUGUGAGGGCCAGCUGGGACGACGGCAGCAGGAAGAGUCCAAGCAGCAUCAGUAGUGAAGAGGCCUACGUCCCCCCCCAGCUCUUCUACAAUGGGAAGGUGGACUACUUUGACCUGCAGAGACUAGGGGGGCUCCUGUCCCACCUGAAGAAAACACUCAAAGAUGACUUGGCCACUAAAGCCAACAUCAUCAUCGACCCUGCUGAGAUCCAGGCCACGUCUAUGGAUGACCUGGAUGAGGACGAGGAGAGCGGGGCAGCUCAGAGGCCAUUUGGUGCAGCAGCGAUGGGCGGAGCUCUGGCGAGGCCCAGCUGGUUGAGUUCUCCCACUCUGGGUCGAGCCAAUCGCUUUCUGAGCACGGCUGCCGUCAGCCUCAUGACCCCCAGACGACCCCUCACACAGCCGGAGAAAGUGAAGGUUCGCACCCUCACUGUGGAGCAGAGGACCGAGGAGGACAUCGAGGGAAGCCACGGUAACGACGGCCUGUUGCUGGGGCGACCGCUGGAGGAGCCCGAUCAGCCAAUCGCAGACAAGUCCCUGCUGGAGAUUGUCGACGGGAUCGUGAUGAUGUACAACCUGAGUGUCCAUCAGCAGCUGGGGAAGAUGGUGGUGGUUUCAGAUGAUGUCCAUGAAUACGCCGUCGCACUGAAGGACACCGAGGAGAAGAUCGCCCGAUGCCCUGCAAGAAGACCAGACAUCCUGGACGAGCUCCAGAAAAGCCAGAAGGUUUUUGCAGAGAAGCUGAACCACCUCUGCAGGAGACUGGCCUGGAUCAACGCCACCAUCUACUCCAAGGAGAAGAUGCUGGACGUGUACUGGCUGCUGUGUGUUUGUAUUCGGACCAUCGAGCAUGCCGACAACACCGGCUCUUUGUUCGCCUUUGCUCCAGAGUUCUACCUCAAUGUGGCCAUGAAUGCAUACAGCGCCCUCAAGAACUACUUCAGCCCUGCAAACAGCAUGGAGGAACUACCAGGCUACGAAGAAACCUUGACUCAACUAGCUGCUAUCCUUGCCAAGCAUUUUGCAGAUCCACGUAUAGUAGGAACAGAUAUCAAAGACUCUCUGAUGCAGGCUCUUGCCAGCUACGUCUGUUACCCACAAUCCCUCAGGGCAGUGGAGAGGAUCCCAGAGGAACAACGUGUUGCCAUGAUGAGGAACCUGCUGGCUCCGUAUGAACAGAGGCCCUGGGCCCAGACCAACUGGAUCCUGGUCAGACUGUGGAGGGGUUGUGGUUUUGGCUACAGAUACACUCGUCUUCCUCACCUGCUGAAAACCAAACCUGAGGAUGCCAACCUGCCAAGUCUACAGAAGCCGUGUCCGUCGCUGAUGCUGCAGAGACAUAUGGCGGAGCUGCUGAGUAUGGACAAAGACAUGGCCGCCUCUUUCCUCAACAGUGUCCUGAACCAGCUCAACUGGGCUUUCUCCGAGUUCAUCGGCAUGAUCCAGGAGAUCCAGCAGGCUGCAGAGCGUCCAGAGAGGAACUUUGUGGACACUCGUCAGCUGAAGGUGUGUGCGACCUGCUUCGACCUGUCUGUCAGUCUGCUGCGAGUGCUGGAGAUGACCGUCACUUUGGUUCCAGAGAUCUUCCUGGACUGGUCCCGUCCCUCUGCUGAGCUCCUCCUCAGACGGCUCGCUCAGCUGUUGAACCAGGUGUUAAACAGAGUGACAGCAGAGAAGAACCUGUUCGAUCGAGUUGUCAACUUAAGACUGCCAGGUCUUGAGAGUGUGGACCAUUACCCGAUCCUGGUCGCUGUUACAGGCAUCCUGGUUCGGAUCCUGGUGGAUGGAGACAGACAGGGGGUAUCUCGGGCUGCCUCCGUCCUGCUCUCUGACCCCUGUUUCCAGCUCCACUCCAUCCAGCAUCUGUUAGGAGAGGGAGGAGACUCCUCCGUCUCCUCGGCGGCCGUCGCCAUCCCCGCCCGUCCGGUAGUCGGGUCCUUGGGGUCGACCGUGGCCCCUGCAAUCCCUUCGGCCGCUGGAACCGCGGGCUCUACAGAACGCAAGCACUUCUCCCUGCACGCAUACACCGACUACAUCAGCGAGGAGGAGAAACAGAAGGUGGAGCUGAUGUUAACGUUUCUCACCGAAGAAUCCAAACAGGCUGCGGCCAGCACAGCUCCAACCAGUGAAGAAGACCUCUGCCCCAUCUGCUACGCUCACUCCAUCUCUGCCAUCUUCAAGCCCUGCUCCCACAAGUCCUGCAAGGCCUGCAUCAACCAGCAUCUGAUGAACAACAAGGACUGUUUCUUCUGCAAAGCCACCAUCACCGGGGUCGAAGACUACAGCAAGCCUGUCGCCUCCUAACACCCACACACACACACACACACACACACACACCCACACAAACACACACACUAAACUGAGACGGCCCCCAAUAUAAAAAAUAGAGUCCUGGAUGGAUGACAGCAGCGUCCUUCAGUGUGAGAACUAGUUGUCAUAUUAGCACAACAAUUCACCUCUACCUGUCAGUGCAGGUACACCACACACACACAUACACACACACCUCUUACACAAGCUCUUACAGGAUGGCAGGUGUGUGCCAUAUUUCACCUUUACCUCUGUGGAGACACUCUACACGAAGACACACACAGGCAGGGAACAACGGAAAACUCAUACCUCACCCUACCUAUAGAUGGAUUACUGAAUGGGCCCACCAGGUACAGAACCAGGGGCCCGAGGGGGCCGGGCCCCUCUUUGAAGUGACUUAACAUUCUUGUAAGAGAAUCAAUCAGACAAAUAAAUUAAUCAGAGACACAAAACCAUCUCAAAGAGACACAAAACAAACUCAAAGAGACACAAAACCACUACAAAUAGAUGUCCAUUUGCAACUCUGUCUCCUACAAAAUUACGUUCCCAAACAACUAAACUGAAUUCUCAAUUAUAUUUUGAGAUAAUUCCUGAAUUGAUGAUUUUCCAUAGUUAAUCGUGAUUAAUCGCAAUUUCAUCACACAUUUUUUUUAUCUGUUCUAAAUUUACCUUAAAGGGAGAUUUGUCAAGUCCUCUUAUCGACAUGGGA